Saprolegnia parasitica CBS 223.65 is the source of this 392-nucleotide messenger RNA. RefSeq lists its product as hypothetical. NCBI's taxonomy places the organism in Eukaryota, Oomycota, Saprolegniomycetes, Saprolegniales, Saprolegniaceae. The coding region runs from base 1 to 327 and encodes 108 amino acids. The transcript has a single exon. The record is from RefSeq and is a predicted model, not a curated record.
AUGACCCGCGCCAACACGAGCAUCUCGAGCGGGGUCUACGUGCGGUCCAAACGGCACGUUUACCGCAAGGUGACGCCGCCAGCGACACAGCUUCUACAAGUGCACCGCCCGCCUGCGUUUACCAACCCGCACUACCACGUCGAGACACAAGACAACCAGUAUCCGCUGGCGCCGCCAAAGUACUCGAUGGACUUUUGGGACGAGAUCACCGAUCUGCUGAGCGAACCAGUCGAAGAGAUCGAGCCGUUGUGGCAGAGCUCCGAAGCGACGGCGACGCGAGACCACCUGCUUCGCGAGCUCGCGUCCAUCCAAGUGCACUCUAUUUAAACGCUCAAAUCCUAUUUAUGGCGCCUCUCCAAAGCUUCCAUCGAGCUUAAUAUGCAUGAAACCGC